AUGGUCUACGCAUGUGAGUGUACACACGCGGCACUUUCUCUUGAAGCUCGCCACUGGCUUUUAAAGAGGGUGGCGGGAGGCUCGGGAAGGUGGGCGGCAGGCGAGCCGUUCCGAACGGGUGACCACAGUGGGCGGCGUGCGGACGGCCACGCGCACCUACGUGCGUCUCUUAGUUCUAACGCACCGUGCUUCGCUACCUGUCCAGCACGUCGCAAAUGCAGCAGACGCUGCCGUCUUAAUAGGGCGCAU
Messenger RNA from Brenthis ino (lesser marbled fritillary), 249 nucleotides. NCBI's taxonomy places the organism in Eukaryota, Metazoa, Arthropoda, Insecta, Lepidoptera, Nymphalidae. The record is from the annotation of a GenBank genome assembly.